Pseudophryne corroboree (corroboree frog) is the source of this 3638-nucleotide messenger RNA. It is a transcript of the gene CBX5, whose product is annotated as chromobox 5. NCBI's taxonomy places the organism in Eukaryota, Metazoa, Chordata, Amphibia, Anura, Myobatrachidae. Gene Ontology annotation, molecular function: chromatin binding. The record is from RefSeq and is a predicted model, not a curated record. The transcript has 7 exons. The coding region runs from base 414 to 1016 and encodes 200 amino acids. Gene Ontology annotation, cellular component: nucleus; pericentric heterochromatin. Gene Ontology annotation, biological process: negative regulation of transcription by RNA polymerase II; chromatin organization.
UGCUACGAUACGACGUUAGGAGUCGAGGGCACCGACCUACGCCCGGCGCAGUGCUAGCUGCGCGCAUAUACGCCGCUGUCCUGUCACGCGCGUGAAAUGCGAGAGCUUACAGACGUGUUAGUAGUAACCUACAGUGCGGGGAGGAGACUGGCGGCAGUGGGCGGUGCUGCACAUGCGCUGUUCCGGUUGUUUUUGGCGGGGUUUGGUCGCUGCGUAGAGCCCCCUCCGGUAGUGGCAACUCAUCCGCUGCUCCAGUUCCGUUCCUCCCAGCUCUCACUCUCUCUCGCGGGAAGGACUGUGUGGAGUUUGUAUAUUCUCCCCGUACUUGCAUGGGUUUCCUCCGGGUACUCCGGUUUCCUUCCACAAUCCAAAAAUAUACAGUUUUCCGGCUCCACCCAUUUCGGAAGUAGAUAAUGGACACCACUGAGACUUCUCCAGGGGCGAGACCGAAUAGGGGCACCAAGAUGGGGAAAAAAAACAAGAGAGCAUCUGAUGCCUCUUCUUCCUCCGAAGAAGAAGAAUAUGUGGUAGAAAAAGUCCUUGAUCGGAGGAUUGUUAAAGGACAAGUGGAAUAUCUGCUUAAAUGGAAAGGAUUCUCUGAAGAACAUAAUACAUGGGAACCGGACAGGAAUCUGGACUGCCCUGAGUUAAUCUCUGAAUUUAUGAAAAAAUACAAGAAAGCCAAGGAGGGUGAACCCAAACCCAAGACAGAAACCACCAAAAGAAAAGCUGGAAGUGAUGACAUUAGGGCAAAAAAGCGGAGGGAGAGCAACGAUAUUGCACGAGGAUUUGAAAGGGGUCUUGAACCUGAAAAGAUUAUCGGUGCUACGGACUCCUGUGGGGAGCUUAUGUUCCUUAUGAAAUGGAAAGACUCUGAUGAAGCCGACCUGGUGCUAGCGAAAGAAGCCAAUGUGAAGUGUCCACAAAUAGUUAUUGCAUUUUAUGAGGAGAGAUUGACUUGGCACGCCUACCCCGAGGACACAGAGAGCAAAGAGAAGGAGGCUGUGAAAAGCUAAAAAUGCUUUUUCCAUGUGUGUAUAAUAUACCCCUGCCAUUUCCACACACAUACACACACACAGUCUCCCCACACUCCUUAUUUGCCCUGGUCCAAGUGUUCUCAAGAGGGGGGAUGGGAGGAAAACAAAAAUUAUUUUUAUUUUAUUUUUCUGUACACUUAACACUUUUGCCCUGAAACACUCCUGUAGUGGCAUUUGCACAAGAUGUGACUGCCAUAACGUAUCAGACAUGGCAUAUCCACCACUCUUGGAGGGACGCACUGUAGACAUUGCUGGCUGCGUGCUGCUACGUUUUUACAAAUUUUAAAUUAAGAUGAGGAAGAUCUACAGUGGUGGAUAAGGGUUUAAUAGUAAAUGGUUAACUUUGUUCAGUGUUUGGUAAGUACAUCCAGGAUCAGUUGUGAGAGGACCUCCCUCUAUUGACAGUGAAAAGUAAUGUACUGUGAAGGGAACCUUGCUGCUUGUCGAGGGAGAAGACUUUGUGUUUUGUUACUUGUUUUAAAUUUUUUUUUUUUAUAUCUAUAAUCUGUGUACCUUGAUGUUGGGUCUCUGCGUUUGCUUGUUUCCCGAGAUGCUCUCUUAACAUGACAAGGAACGUCUCAAGUAGUGAGUGUGCCCCACUCUGCAGGAGACUUUGUAUAUUCAUAACCAAAGUGUAAAUGCAAAGCACUUUGAGAAAGACACUGUAUGUGGGUCCCACAAUCAGCAUUGCGAAAAAAAGACCUCAAAAGUAUUUUGUAGGGGGUGUUAUGAGACAGUGUGGCUUUUUGUAUGUGUGGUUCAUUCAGUGUGCCAUAUAUAGUGAUAGAAUGUCAUACCUUUAUAAUAUUCCUGCGUGAGGCACAAAAGUGCCACAGAGCAUUGAUUUCCAAGUGGAAUACUGUAGUCAUGCUUCUUGAGGAUGCAUACAUUUGUAUGUGUGUAUAUUAGACAUACAGUGGCUUGCAAUAAGUAUUCAAACCCCUAAACAUUCAACAUAAUUGUCUGUAUUACAAAGAACACUUGCACAGAUUGUUCCCGACAGUGUUUUUAUUGCAAACUAGUAGUCUCUUCACCAGUUGCCUGGCGUGGUUCAUCAUAUGUGACCAUGUCAAAGAUGCGGCGGCUGAUUGAAGGUAACCUUCUGGUAGCCACUGGGCUCAGCCCACCUGGCUGGCCCCUUAAUUGCUGCUGCAAACUUUCCCCUGGGCCUAAGCCUGGAUUCAGGGGGAGCAGGGUAUGUUGGGGUGACGGGCACUGAAAGCGGGUGGGGACUGCAAGAGACAAUUCUAAUAGGAUCACCCACCGGCCUAAGCUGUCUGCACUGCAGCCGCCCCGCCUCCCCCUGCUCUCCUUCCCUCCCAGCCAGCAAUGAUUGGCAAUCCUUACAAUCGUCCCUAAAUAUUUUUAAUUAUAUCACAGUAAAGGUGUUCAUUUUUUUUUUUUUAUGAUCACAUUAUGCUCAUAAGAGCUAUUUAACUAUCAUUUUAUUAAUAAAGCUGCAUAUUUGUAAGUCAAUAUUAUAUUAUUUACAUUAUUUGAUAAUUGAAAAAUCUAAUUUUGGGGACAUUUUGUUGGGGAAAAAUUAACCAGUUAAGUGGUUAAAGCAAAUUUUUAAACUGAUAGGAGGGUAUUUAUCAAAGCUUGGUGAGAGAUAACAUUGUGAAAACUAAAGUACCAACCAUUCUGCUCCUGUAAUUUUUUCAAGCACAGCCUGUAAAAUGUAAGACAGAUGCUGAUUGGCUAGUACUUUAUUUUUCACAAUUUAUCUCUCUCUAGACUUUAAUAAAUACUCCCUGUAAUGUAUUAUUUGUUUGCAGAUGAAACCAAAAAUAAAAAAAUCUGAAAAGGCCACAUCAGCCAACUAUCACUUUGAAGGAGCUACAGUACUAAAGGUGCCAACACACUAGGACUAUAUUGUGUCUUUUGGCACAAUAUCAACGCAUCGGACCGUCGUAUCGCGAGUAAUUGUACCACAGUGCGCUCCCGGAAGCCAUAAGCAGGGUGGCCCUGUCGCUUGCGAUGAUGUGCUAACGUUAGAUCACAUGAGUGAGGUGACCUAGACUCACGCUGCUGGCAAAGAGUUGAAGGGGUAUCGCAUCUGACGGAGCGCAUGAGAUACCUCUUCCUAGUUCCUAGUGUAUGAACACCUAUAGUUCAGUGAAAUCUGUUGACUUUUUUGAAGCGGUAGAGCACUUUUGCAAGCCAGUGUAUAUACACACACACACACAAAAAAUUUACAUUAAAACAUUUUGGGGGUUUUGAUACAGCUCUGUUACUAAAGAAAUGAAUAUGUGAAACCCAGUACUUUCCAAGCGUAAUUUAAAUUGGUCACCAUGAUUUUAAUGGAAAAGGUGUCAGAGAAAUGUGACUAAGUGAUUUUCAGUUGCUGCGGGUGCAAUUCCAACCUCUAUCAGUAUGCUUAAAUGUUUAUAUAAAAGUAAGUUCAUCAUGUGGUUUAUAAACAUGUCCGUUCAUUAUGUAAGGUGGAAGAUGCAACAAUCUGCUAACAGCGGGGAUCUUAUUAAAUGUUCUGGUUGCUAUAAAUGAGAGCCUACUUACAUGUGAGCAUGAAAACAGAAUCUGAAUAUGACCAAAGUAUUGGUCUACAGCAAAUAAAUGUGCUUUAAAUAAGACUUAAAA